Saprolegnia diclina VS20 is the source of this 430-nucleotide messenger RNA. RefSeq lists its product as hypothetical. NCBI's taxonomy places the organism in Eukaryota, Oomycota, Saprolegniomycetes, Saprolegniales, Saprolegniaceae. The annotation marks the transcript as partial. The record is from RefSeq and is a predicted model, not a curated record. The transcript has a single exon.
AUUCUCUCGGGUCUUGUCGCAUCACCGCCCAGUGACUACCGCACUAUUUGCUCGUUUGACCCGGCGUAUCUCGCCCUCUGCCUCGUCUACCUCAACCAAACCAUGUACUUUCUCCAGACGUACAUGCCAGACGCCAACGCAUCGUUUGGCUCUGUCGCGGCGUCGACCAAUUCCCUUGUCCACAGUCUCAACAUUGAGUUGAUGAUCUUUGCCAAAGUCAACGCGUCGGCGCCCCUUGGACUGCUGCACACCAAUAUUCUCGACCCAAGUGAAGUCGGCUUUGGCUUUUUUGCGUGGACGUAUCUGUACGACUGGGUCGUCGGGAAUCGCGAAGUGAUUUCGUUCCAAGGCGACAGUGGCACGCUCACCGUGCUCACCGACAUCAAGCUACCGCUCCUCCAGCAAGUACAGCCGUGGCUUCUCACCAAAG